AUGACGGAUCUUGCACGCAUCCUGCCGCAUUUCCCAACCAGCCAAUAUGCGAAUCUCAUCCCGAGCCUGGAGAAGCACCAGGUCACGACGAGCGAGCUCCUGACCCUCGAGGCAGCAGACAUUGGCAAGCGAACGCAGCUGCCUCUGUUGGACGUGAAGAGGCUAUGCGGCGCCAUCUUGGCCGCGCUGCACGCGGACCUGGGCGUGGAGGAUCGGGAGCCUGACGCGGCAUCACAGGCGGGCAGGGACGACGGCGCUGGGACCGUGGACGAGACACCACAGCAACAUCGGUGGUCCAAAAUAAGCACUCUCGACCCCGUAAUCGACGAGCUCCUCGGCGGUGGCAUACGGACAGGCCACAUCACGGAGCUGACCGGUGAAGCUGGAGCCGGCAAGACGCAGUUCCUCCUCUCCUUGCUCCUCGCCGUGCAGCUCCCGCCGCCGCAUGGGAUCGGCCGUAAUGCCCUCUACAUCUCGACCGAGGCAUCCUUGUCAACGCGCCGUCUCACGCAGAUGCUGAAGAACAACCCUGUGCUCACAUCCAAGUCUAUUCCCUUCAGUGAGAGACCAUCCCUCGACAACAUCACCAGCACCACCACGCCCGACCUGGAGUCUCAGGAGCACAUUCUCACCUAUCAAGUGCCGGUGCAGGUAGAACGCCGCAACAUCGGCCUCAUCGUGCUCGACAGCGUGGCGGCCAACUACCGGGCCGAGUUCGACCGAUCCGUUAGGAACGACUCGGGCGCGCUCGGCGCCGCGAGCGAGGGCGGCAGGAGCGUCAGCCAGAACAUGGGCGCCCGCAGCGCGGAGCUCGUCCGGCUGGGGAUGCUCCUGCGGGACCUGGCCAGGAACCACAACAUCGCCGUGGUGGUGUCGAACCAGGUCGCAGACCGAUUCGACCGAGCCGGGGCCCCGGCCCUGCCUAGGAACCCGCCAUCAGGCUACGGUAAGAACGUCGCUGCGGGCGGUGGUGAUCCACGCAGGCGCCACGAGAGCUCGCCGUUGGCGGCGCGGAGCAAGGAUCCAAACCAGCCGCCUCUGCCGCACGCAGAGCCGACGUCCUCGAUGGCUGAUGCGCUGCCGGCGUCGAGUAUGUCAUUCGGGGAGAACGGGGAGGAUGAGCCCCCUCCGCAGACACGGCCGCCGCCGCCGCCGCCCAUGGACGAGAUCUCGCACCUGCCUGCCCCGCCAGCGCUGAACUUCGACCACCAGCAGAGGUGGUUUACUGGGUGGGGCGAUGAGCCGUGGCCCUCAUCGACACAUUCUUUGAAGACUCCCAGCCUGGGCCUGGUCUGGGCGACUCAAAUAGCCUGUCGAAUCGCCCUGGUAAAGGCGCCACGGUAUGGAAAGUCAAGGUACUCCGUCGACGAUGAUGCCGGCGAGCCAGAAACGCCCAUUCUAAAGAUGUGGAGGAGGUGGAUGAAGGUCGUCUUCGCACCUCAUGUUGCUUCAACGGGGCCCGGACUGGAGGGAGCGGCUGAGUUUGACAUCAAUAUGGGUGGCCUGAAGGGGGUAGUUAGAUGA
Diaporthe citri is the source of this 1524-nucleotide messenger RNA. RefSeq lists its product as uncharacterized. The transcript has a single exon. Gene Ontology annotation, biological process: DNA repair; DNA strand invasion; mitotic recombination. The record is from RefSeq and is a predicted model, not a curated record. Bases 1 to 1524 code for a protein of 507 amino acids. Gene Ontology annotation, molecular function: double-stranded DNA binding; ATP binding; single-stranded DNA binding. Lineage: Eukaryota; Fungi; Ascomycota; Sordariomycetes; Diaporthales; Diaporthaceae.